Candida albicans SC5314 is the source of this 1629-nucleotide messenger RNA. RefSeq lists its product as uncharacterized. Bases 1 to 1629 code for a protein of 542 amino acids. NCBI's taxonomy places the organism in Eukaryota, Fungi, Ascomycota, Pichiomycetes, Serinales, Debaryomycetaceae. The record is from RefSeq and is a predicted model, not a curated record. The transcript is spliced from 2 exons.
AUGUCGUUAGUUGAAGAGCCAAUGAUUGUCAAUAAUGGCAAAAAUCACCCCACUCACCACAAUGCUUCAAAAUCAAUACAAAAGACAAAUCACUCUAAAAGCAUUGUUUUAUGUUUUGAUGGUACAGAAAAUGAAUUUGGUCCGAAACCAUUUACAAAUGUUUUGAAGUUGUUUCAGAUGUUAGAUAGAAACAACUCUAGUCAAAUAUGUUACUAUCAACCUGGAAUUGGAUCCAAAUUCAAUGCUGACAUUAAUAAUGUUUUUGAAAAGAACUUUACUAGUACUGUUUUAUCUAAAAUAACCAACAGGGCGGAUUCACUUGUUGCCUUUACACUUGAAAAGCAUGUAAUAGCCGCAUACAGUUUUCUUACUAGUGUUUACAAAACAAAUGAUAAAAUUUAUUUAUUUGGAUUUAGUCGUGGAAGUUUUACCGCUAGAAUCAUCGCUGGAAUGAUUGAGUUGCUUGGUUUAGUGAACUCUGGAUUAGAAGAUAUGGCCCCACUUGCUUGGAGAAUAUACACAAGUUGGGAGUAUGCGGGACAACCAGUUAUUCAUUCAGAAAACAAAACCCUGACCAUGGCCAAAGAGUUUAAGAAAUCUUUUUCUCGUACCGAUGUAAGAGUGCAUUUUAUGGGGUUGUGGGAUUCAGUAAAUUCUGUAGGGAUUCUUUGGGAUCGAAUGUUUCCAUACACCAUCAAAACCGCCAAUGUUGAUCACACCAGGCAUGCCAUUAGUAUUGAUGAAAGGAGAUCCAAGUACAAACAGCAGCUUUUCUCGCCAAUAGAGUCAAGUGACGUAGGUAGUAAAGGCAGUAAUACAUAUAGUUCCCCAAUCAGUUACGGGCUGUUUACAUCAGUGAGAUCGUUAGUUGAUAUACUUAAACAAUUUGUGGAAAGAUUCAAUAGAAGAAAACUGCGACCACUACCAGCUAUUAAUGAUUUAAUCGAAGUAUAUUUUCCGGGGAAUCAUGGGGAUAUUGGAGGCGGGUGGAAGGCGUCACUGGAUAAUCAAGUAUUAUCAAGUGUUUCUCUUAGGUGGAUGCUUGCUCAUGCAAUUAAAUAUGGGGUAAGGUUCCAGCCACAAUCAAUUUCACAAUGGUCUUCAGAUCACCCUCCAAUAUCUAGUUUUUUAUCUCCCAAUCAUGAUAUAUUGUCAUUUUCUAGCAAAUCACCCGAUAGUAGGUCUGACAUCGUUCUUCCAGAGUUUCCCAUAAAACUAUUUGCGGGGAGAGGAGAAGAAUCGUUUUUGUAUGUUCUAUUCUGGUGGAUUUUGGAAUUGAUUCCCUUUUUAAGAAUCACCGAGAUCCAAGAAGAUGGGUACUGGAAACGAGCUUUUGUACCUAACUUAGGAAAACACAGAGUUCUCCCAAGCACUAGUUUGUUUCAUUGGAGUGUAUUUUAUAGACUUCAUUAUGCAGCGGAUUACAAUCCGAAAAACUUGCAUAACCUAUCAUUGGGUGAAAAGUUUAUAGAGCUGUUGAUGCAAUUCAAAAUUUUCAAAUUUAAUGAAAUAUACUCCUAUUCAGAAAACCUCACUGUUAAAAAAAUCAAAAAUGACUGGACACCAAGAUUUUGGAAAAAAGUCCCCGACGAAUUGAGUGAGUAUCUAGAGAAAGACGCCAACUUGUAA